This is a messenger RNA of Peromyscus eremicus (cactus mouse), 2088 nucleotides long. It is a transcript of the gene Tarbp2, whose product is annotated as TARBP2 subunit of RISC loading complex. Gene Ontology annotation, cellular component: RISC-loading complex. Gene Ontology annotation, biological process: regulation of siRNA processing; regulation of viral transcription; regulation of miRNA processing. The record is from RefSeq and is a predicted model, not a curated record. The transcript has 11 exons. Gene Ontology annotation, molecular function: double-stranded RNA binding; siRNA binding; pre-miRNA binding. Lineage: Eukaryota; Metazoa; Chordata; Mammalia; Rodentia; Cricetidae. The coding region runs from base 693 to 2051 and encodes 452 amino acids.
AGCCCCACUUUGGGCCUCAUGCGGAUUCUGUAGGAGCCCUGUGACCUGUCUACAGACUCUUUUCUAUACCCCGGGAGGGCAGCUCCUCAGAUCGCACACACACGCUCUGGCGUUGGCCCCUUCUCAUACCAGUCUCGCCAGCUGGUCUUCUCGUCACUGCUCCAGUUUCACCCAAUUGGAAUCCACCCUGUCGGAGGUCCUUUCCCACUUUAGAGCUCCUGGGUGACCCCUCGCUAUCAUUCCAGGAUUCCUCCACCUCCACCCUCAUUCCCUUCUUGGCAAGACAUCGCUUCCCAGACCCAUUCUUAAAACACUCUUUGAAUCACGUUUUUCGGGGUGUCUCUUUCUUCCUCUGUCCAAGGUCACAAGAUCUCCCCUACAUCCUUCACUCUGGUGGUGUCAAGACGUUGGGGAUCCGAAAGAUCUUGUUCAGGCCUGCGGGCACUUUAGUUCGUCAAUUACUCUCGUGCUGUUUUCAGUUGAGACUAAAGAAGACUAGAGCAGAAGGUCCACCUAAUGAUUCUCGGGCCCCACAUUCCCGGACAGUUAAAGGAAGGUGCACUGGGACCUAAAGAGUCGCCAACCCUGCCAGGCUGCUGCGUGCCGCUAAUGAAGAGAGGCAAAGGACAAGCCACAAGAAAGCAGGUGACCAAUCGGCACGCGCCUAGAAGAGGUCGCUCUCAACGUAGCCAAUGAGGCCGCGAAGCCUGCCGUGGCGACCGGAUGACGAGCGGGCACCUGGGUUCUGUAGUUCCGUGAGUGAUGCAUCCCUUACCGCCCCGCCCCCAGCCGCCUUCACCCCGCUAGUGCGCAUGCUCACAGUCUCGGCCUGGGAGGAGGCCGUGCGCAAGGAAGAAGGCGGGACGACAGUAGAAAACAAAAACCGCUGGACGAAAAGUGCGAGGCGGUGCGGAGGGAUAGCGGCGCAGCCCCAGCAUGCACCUGGCCUGAGGGUUGUUCCCAGCAAGCACUGGGGUAGUGGGCAGAGGUUCCCGGCAUGCACUGGCAUAGAGCAAAUGCUGGCCGCCAACCCGGGCAAGACCCCGAUCAGCCUUCUUCAGGAGUAUGGGACCAGAAUAGGAAAGACGCCCGUGUACGACCUUCUCAAAGCCGAGGGCCAAGCCCAUCAGCCUAAUUUCACCUUCCGGGUCACCGUUGGCGACACCAGCUGCACUGGUCAGGGCCCCAGCAAGAAGGCAGCCAAGCACAAGGCAGCUGAGGUGGCCCUCAGAUACCUCAAAGGGGGGAGCGUGCUGGAGCCAGCCCUGGAGGGCAGCAGUUCUUUCUCUCUCCUAGACUCUUCACUGCCUGAGGACUCGCCUGUCAUUGCUGCAGAAGCUGCUGCCCCUGUUCCAUCUGCUAUACUAACCAGGAGUCCUCCCAUGGAGAUGCAGCCCCCUGUCUCCCCUCCGCAGUCUGAGUGCAACCCUGUUGGAGCUCUGCAGGAACUUGUGGUGCAAAAAGGCUGGCGUUUGCCAGAGUACAUGGUGACCCAGGAGUCUGGGCCUGCUCAUCGCAAAGAAUUCACCAUGACAUGCCGGGUGGAGCGCUUCAUUGAGAUUGGCAGUGGCACUUCCAAAAAGCUGGCAAAGCGUAAUGCAGCAGCUAAAAUGCUGCUUCGAGUGCACACAGUUCCUCUGGAUGCCCGGGAUGGCAACGAGGCAGAACCUGAUGACGAUCAUUUCUCCAUUGGUGUGAGCUCCCGCCUCGAUGGACUUCGGAACCGGGGGCCAGGCUGCACCUGGGAUUCCCUGCGCAAUUCUGUGGGAGAAAAGAUCCUGUCCCUUCGAAGUUGCUCUGUGGGUUCUCUGGGGACUCUCGGCUCUGCCUGCUGCAGUGUCCUCAGUGAGCUCUCUGAGGAGCAGGCUUUCCACGUCAGCUACCUGGACAUUGAAGAACUGAGCCUGAGUGGGCUCUGCCAGUGCCUAGUGGAACUGUCCACCCAGCCAGCCACUGUGUGUCAUGGUUCUGCAACCACCAGGGAGGCAGCCCGAGGUGAAGCUGCUCGCCGCGCCCUGCAGUACCUCAGGAUCAUGGCGGGUAGCAAGUAGUGCCCUGGCUGCCGCGAUGGAGGUCACAUUUUACUUC